This is a messenger RNA of Durusdinium trenchii, 1891 nucleotides long. The record is from the annotation of a GenBank genome assembly. Lineage: Eukaryota; Dinophyceae; Suessiales; Symbiodiniaceae.
CUAACUCCUAUACCUACUCCACGCGACACUCCUUGAUGGCGGAUGGCCUCUUGAUCCAUGUGGGCAGCCCGGUGGGCGGGCAACAGGGCACUGGUGCGUUUGCUGCCCUUGCUGGGUUUGGUGCAGUGCUGGGAGAUCAAAAUUCCCGACUUCGUGGACUGCACCGGCCCGACACAGAGUGACUGGCAGCCCUUGCGGUGGCUGUUUUCUCAACUGGGUCGCCCUGAUCGGUUCCCAACCUUCCAGGAGGAUCUUCUUGAUGAAGCCCAUCGACUGUAUCAGAAGUGGUACGUGAGCCUGCCCGUGGGGACGGAGGACUAUCCCGGCGGGGCGGCCGCCUUCUAUCACUCCUGCCACUUUGGGGAGCCCACAGAGUACUGCCUCUAUGGCCACUUAGCGGCGCUGACUUAUUUGGCGAAACACUUGGCCGACGUGCAAUACCGGGUGACCUUGGCACGCCAGGCGAUGCGGCUACUGCACUGGAACCUUUGCCUGGACUUCUUAGAGUCCUCUACAUGGGCUGCCUGGGGUUUCACUAUACUCAGCCUUUGGGACAUUGUCGAGAACUUCGCUUAUCCACAGGUCUCCAUUCUGCACCAGUUCCUGGAGUGGGGUCAGGUGCAGCCUCCCGACCUCGGUCACCUGGGUCGCCUUGCACCACCGCUGAUGGUCCCGCCAGUCCGCGACUCUGACUCGCGAGACGAGCGGCCGGGCUUCUGGGUCUUUGAGUUGGGCUCCCACCGGGCCCUCUCCAACGAGCCCAUUGCGAUGCUGAGCGAAGCCUUACCAGGACACGAUGUUGCACACCAGAACUUCGUGAAACCCUACGAAGGGAGGGCAGAAGCCUUCAUCCAUCCCUUCCCGCAGAGCUGCAGCCCCAACUGCCCUCACCAGCAAGAGAGUGUGCCCUAUAGCUUCCCCAUCUUCAUGGACAUGGAACAAUCCAAACAGGACUUUCAUGCAUGGAUGCUGGGCAACUAUUUGAACAAGCCCGAGAUCAGCCGCUCGAGCAUUUUCCUGUGCACGAACCCCAUCUACUAUUGCAACUUCUUCGUGGGACUGAACAAGACCAUCUUGGGGUAUUUUGGCUUGCCCUUACUCUACAUGGUGCCGCACAAGGAUUGGUCCAGGUGGCUCGAUGAUUUCAUAGAGCUUGCUGCCUUGCCCAGCAGCCUUUUCGUGUCCAAUAACCCGCUUCAUUCAGCGCAGGUGGACUGGCAGAGCGGCGUGCGGCUGCCAGUGUUGCGUCCAGUGGCAUUAUACAUCACCGAGCGGUUUCGCCCGGAACGGCUGCAGGAGGUCUUGGUACCUGAGCCAAGGGAGGCAUGUGUGCUCUACUGCAUGCUGCGGGCGUUCACCCCUGAGGGAUAUCCCUUCCACUUCCUGGGGAAGGCUGACACCGACCGAAGCUACCAGACCUUCUCCACCUUCCGCUCGGUGGUCUUGUAUCCGCACGACUUUGCACUCAUGACCUUUUACGAGUUCUAUGCCAUGGGAAUGCCUCUCUUCAUGCCUUCGCACAUGUCGAAAUAUUUGUUUCCUUUUAGCGCUUCAGUGGCCAUGUUGGAUUGGGUACCUGAUGACUUGCGAAGUGCGCCGGAGCGUCCGCCCUUCUCGCCCUUGAGCCUCACCAGCUCGGCAGCUCUGCACUUCUGGCGGCCGCAGAUCGACUUCUUCGCGCUGCCAGCGGUGCAGCUCUUCGGCAGCUUGGCGGAGCUGCUGGUCUUGCUGCCGGAGGCCGAUCUCAUGGCCAUUAGCCGAAAGAUGCAGGAGAAUCGGAAGGCCAGGCUUGAAAGUGGAGCGGCUUUCUGGCACUCCGUGGCCAAAGCAGCCGCGAGAGAUCGUCAGCCAAUGUGAGAAAAAGAAGUGUCAAGACUGAGUGGUGCAAGCC